UCCUAUAAAUUCCCAGACGCAAAAGAAAACUAGAAAACCACAUCAUAUCCAUAUAUAUCCCCUUCGGCCUCAACCUCUUCUCUUUCUCUACUCUAAUAGCAACUCAACCUUCAUUUCUCACUUCUCAGCUCUUCAUCCGAAAACGCUGUCGUUUCAUUUCUCCCAUACCCCGAUUCUUGUCUAAUCCUAAAAAGGUAAAACACUUCAACACACCACCAUCACCAUCGCCUCCUCUUCAAAAAACUGAAACCCUAGACAAUUUUAUCUAUUUCCGAUCUUGCCCUUCCCACUGGAAUUCCAUCACGGCUGACUUCAAAACGCGUUACUCCCGUGUCGUUUCGAGGCUGUGAGCUCUGUGAGAUUGGAGGAUGGUGGGUGGAGGUAUCAGGAGAGACGAGGCGCCGGUCAUAAACAGUACCAACGUGUUCGCCGCCCUCGGAAGCCUCAAGAAGAAGAAGAAGAAGCCUGAGAAGGACCAACAGGGUUCUUCCAAGGGAAGAGGCGCCGCGGCGGAGGCGGAAUCCGAGAAGAAGGAGGUUUUCUGGGCUCCGGCUCCUCUCACCGCCAAGUCUUGGGCUGAUGUUGAUGACGAAGACGAUGACGAUUACUAUGCAACCACUGCACCUCCUCAGGCCGUUUGGGCUUCAUCCACUGCUGCUCCCUCAGCUUCGGUGACUGAGGCCGAGGCCGCCGGAGAGGAAAGUGAGAGUGAGAUAGAAGGUCUUGAUGAUGUUGAAGAUGAAGCUGAGGAUGAACAUGAAAAUAGCUCAGAAGUGCAUGUAGAAGCUGAGCCUGUUCUUAAAAGACCUCCUGAACCUUCGCCAGCUACCAAAGAAACUGAAAGGCAACUUUCAAAGAAGGAAUUGAAGAAAAAAGAGCUUGAAGAGCUUGAAGCUGUUUUGGUUGAGCUAGGAUUACAAAAAGAACCCAGUGGUCAGGAUGACUCCCAUGGUGCUGAGAAGAAGGAAGAUGAUCGCAAUGGAGAGGUGGAGAAGAAGGAGAAUGCUGCUGGGGAAAGCAAAAGUGCAAAAAAGAAGAAAAAGAAGGAUAAAUCUUCAAAGGAACAGAAAGAACCACAAGACCAGCCUGAUGGCGUGGAUGUCAAUAAUGCAACUUCUGAGACUGCAGGAUCUGAGAAGGCCGAUGAUGCAUCGUCAACUGAUGUCAAAGAGCGGCUUAAGAAAGUUGCCUCUAUGAAGAAGAAAAAGUCAAGCAAGGAGAUGGAUGCGGCUGCACGCGCAGCUGCUAGUGAGGCUGCUGCACGGAGUGCAAGGCUUGCCGCAGCCAAGAAAAAAGAAAAGGCACACUACAAUCAGCAGCCGGUUCGGUAAACAGGCUGCCAAAAGUAUUUGUAUCUUCCUUUUGUUGUUUAUUUUUGCUCGUCUUCCUCAUUUACUAUCUUUCUUUAUCAUAUAUGAGCAUAUGCUCUCUGUUCAUUUUAAAAUGCAAAAUAAACAUUGAUGUAGCGGCUUUAGAUAAACUUGACUUCGAGUUAGUUGUGGGGAUAUAGGAGUAUAUGUUUAUCUA
Molecule: messenger RNA, 1527 nt
Organism: Arachis stenosperma
Lineage: Eukaryota; Viridiplantae; Streptophyta; Magnoliopsida; Fabales; Fabaceae
Exons: 3
Coding region: 369-1331 (320 amino acids)
Source: RefSeq, a predicted model, not a curated record